This is a messenger RNA of Pyrenophora tritici-repentis Pt-1C-BFP, 804 nucleotides long. Its product is annotated as histone H1. NCBI's taxonomy places the organism in Eukaryota, Fungi, Ascomycota, Dothideomycetes, Pleosporales, Pleosporaceae. Gene Ontology annotation, molecular function: double-stranded DNA binding; nucleosomal DNA binding; structural constituent of chromatin. The record is from RefSeq and is a predicted model, not a curated record. Gene Ontology annotation, biological process: nucleosome assembly; chromosome condensation; negative regulation of DNA recombination. Gene Ontology annotation, cellular component: nucleosome; nucleus.
AUGCCUCCCAAGAAGACCUCCACCCCCUCCAAGGCAAAGGCCGCUCCCACCGCGCCCGCCCAUGGCUCCUACAUCGAAAUGGUAAAGGACGCUAUCGUCAACCUUAAGGAGCGCAAUGGAUCCAGCCGUCAAGCAAUCCAGAAGUACAUCCAGGCCAACAACAACAUCGGCAACCUUAGCGAUGCUGCCUUCCGCAGUCACGUCAACCGCGCCAUCACCUCUGGUGAGGAGAAGGGUGACUUUGCACGUCCCAAGGGCACCUCUGGACCAGUGAAGCUUGCAAAGAAGGAGGCCAAGCCUGCUGCUGCCGCCACUACCAAGAAGGCUGAGCCCAAGGCUGAGAAGAAGACCACCGAAAAGAAGACCGUUGAGAAGAAGACGACUGAGAAGAAGGUCCCUGCUGCUAAGAAGGCCACCGCCACCAAGGCUAAGGCUGCCACUACCACCAAGGCUGCUGCUGCUCCCAAGAAGGCCGUUGGACGUCCCAAGAAGGUCACUGCUGCCGCUGCCACCACUACCACCAAGGCUGCCCCUGCUGCUAAACCCAAGGCCAACGCCAGCAAACCUCGCAAGGCCGCUGCCACCUCAGCACCCGCUGUCGAGGAAGAGGUUUCGCGAGUCCUCGGCAAGACUAAGUCUGGUCGCGUCACCAAAACCAAGGCACCCGCCACCGCCUCACCCAAGGCAGCCAAGGCCACCAAGAAGGCACCCGCAGCAAAGAAGGCCGCCCCGGCAGUGAAGAAGGCCACGACCCCCAAGAAGAAGGCUACCCCCAAGAAGGCCACACCAAAGGCCAAGGCAUGA